CCUCUCUUAACUCUGCUGCACAAAAUAAGGCUUCACGUCCAUCCCCGCAUUCCCCCAGAGCUGUUCCCUUGGAUCCCCUCCCCAGUCAGAAUGCUCUCCUCUUGGGGAUCGUGGGGCAAGUAACUUCAGGCCGAAUCUGCCCAAGACGCAGGAACCCUGUGUGCGCAUCUGCCUCUGCCUCAUCCCCAUCCAGUUAGAGCGUCCCUGGGUCUCAUGAAGUGGUUGAAUCAGUAAUGAGACUGUUCUCGGCCUGCAGUGGGGAGAGGACGCGUCAGGUGCGUGCUCUGGGGCUCACAGGAGACAUCCUCCUGUGGUGGCCAAAGCGUGAGGCCCAUAGGGCGGCCUGGCCUCCCCGGGGGGGCCCAGUGUUGGGCUCUCUGCUGUGUUGGGGUUCGGGCCGGCCCUUUGCCCGUCUGUCCUGCCUGUGCCUAUAGCAGCCGCAGGUGAACGCUAGCCCUCAGGUGAGCCCCCAGAGCUUCCUGGGGCAUCGGCAGGAUGUUCCUCGAAAGGCAGCCCCGGGACUUCCUGGAUCACCAUCCUGGCCGAGGCCUGUCUGUGAAGGUGGCCCCUUGGCCAGGUGGGAGGAGGAGCCAGGGCCCUCGUUCCUGGGGAGACUUCCUUCCGGGGACCGCGUGGGGAAGCACACCUAGGCUCACACAGGCCCACCCGACGCCGCCCCGCCGGCGUCACCCGGUACAGCAGCACCCAGCUCCGUGACAGCCGACCGCAGCCCUAGGAAAGGCAGGCCUUGGGUGAGCUCCUCCACGACCACGGUGGUGGAAAGCCACAGGUUGCCUGGGCCAUCCUUCAGUGCGUCCAUCACUAAGCAGCCCCUUUCAGCCGCUGCUUCCUCCUGGUCACUGAAAACAUUUGUCAUUUCCUGUUUUCUCCAUUUUCCAACGAUUCUAAUUGUCAGUGUCAAAAGGCAACAACUGUUUUCUUGGGGCUUAUCUUUGGAGCACAUUGAUUCAGAACAAAGGAUGGGGGCCUCUGUCUGCAAAACAAAGGAAGCAGCCUCCUCGGGAGGCCUGGAGAGAAUGCUCUGGCUGCUCUGCCAGGGACAACAGGACAGGCCGGGAGCAGAGGGCUGGCGGUGCCCCCCCCCCAUGCCCCAGCAGCGUGAAGAGAGCCCUGCUUGACGGCGACACCCCAGGCCGGCGUCGGCCGUGCCCUUCGGACUCGGCAGCUUCUGUAGCCGUGCCGCUCCGCAGACUCGCGCUUAAACUCUGGAUCCUCUGGGUUUCUCUGCUUCCUUGGAUGAACACCGGCCAGCAUCCCGUUGUCCCUGUAACUGUGGACCGUUCGAGAAGCACUCCCUUUCAUCUGGCAGACACUGCCCACUUCCUCCACUCUGACCUCUGCCCCAGCCUCGCCUUCACUUUGGUUUCCCAGGCCCCGGGGGCGUCUUUCCUCUCUACCUCCCUCCCUUUGGACUCUUCUGCCUGUCCCCUGCUUUGUCUUUCGUCGCACUCUGUAGCCUCCACCUGCCCUUCCCCCACUCCGUACAACUUUCUGUUAUUUGAUGCACCUAAUGGAGCAGCUGGUGGGGAUGGAGUUAGGGCUGGUAUAGACAGCAGGGCACAGGAGCCGGUUCCUGGAAGCAGCGGGCUGGGGAAGCAGAAGCAGUGGAUCUGCAGUUAGGAGACGCUGCACUUCCCCAGCCGUGUCACCUUGAGCAAGUCACUUACCCUCUGUGAGCCUCAGUUGUCACGUCAGUAAGCUGGGACCAUAGGUCUUCUACCCAGAUCUCCUAGGGCUGGUGGGGGGUUCGAUGGCAAGAACAGAGGUGAGAGGGCUGCCUUCAGAAAGGCCUGCCCACCCUGAGCAGCUCAGGCAGAGCACAGGGCUCCCCCAGCUCCCCCACUUCCCGAUGGGGUGGCCUUGGGUGGUCAUGCGACCCCUGUGCUCCUGAGGUCCUGUCUCCCCACCCCACGCUUUAGCAGGAAGACGGCAGCUCCAGGGCUGAAGAGCGACAUCCCUGGCACCCACCUCCCAGCAGCCCCGGGGGAAGGGGGGCAAGAGCUCGGACAGGAAGCAGGCUGAGGGCGGGAAGCUGACAUCGCUUGUGGUGUGGUCCGCCCACUGCCACGUGUUUGUCCUCUCUGCCUUGGCAGGAACCGAGGCCGAGAACUGCCCGACAGGCCCGGGCGCCGGGCUCUCUCCCAAGCGCCGGCCCUCCGAGUGCAGAGAAGCAGGCCCCGGGCAGCCUGUGUUGUCGGGUCAAGUCUUCUGGCAUCUGGGGGGCGGGGGACGCAGUUCCGAAAGUAAACUCAGGGAGGCGUGCUCCCGACAGAGCUGCCUUGCUUGGUGGCGCACGAGGAAGCAGACUCCUUGAGAAGGGGACAGAGGCGGCAGCGGGUGAGCACUGGACUGGGAAGCAGACCUGGGGCCCAGUCACAGCCUGGCGCCGAACGGCUGAGGGGCUUGGGGCCAGUUGUGCCUUCUCCCGGCCCUCAGCUGGCUGGCUCGCGGCUGUCCCCUUGAGCGGCUCCCAGCCUCAGGGCUGGGACUGCAGCCUUCGAACGUGGCUCCUCCCCCUGCCCACCCAGCUUGCGGAUGGAGACCGGGAGCCCGUUCCCAUCGCCCAUGUGCAGCCAAUCAGGCAAGCGAAGGGAAGCUGGGACUGAGUGGCUACUCCGGGCGUCGGCCAGUGCGUCCAUCUGAUCGUGUGAUCAUCGCGCCCUUCGUGCCAGGACCACCUGGAACAAGCCUUGGCCCUUUCCCCAUGACAGCCCCGACAUCCCUGGUUCGCUCAGCCAUUCUUUGCCCUCGUGGUUGGGAGUCCAAGCCCUACCUCCAUCACUUAGUGUCCUCCGAGUGCGGCCAGUUUGUCUGGGUCUCCCUGAGGCUGGCAUGCCCAAACUCUUGUCAGCACCGUAGACGUGGUCUGGCCAAGGCAGAGUAGUGUAGGACUGUCACCUGCCUCCUUCUACAUACUCUGCUUCUACUAAUGCAGCCUAAUGUCACAUUUGCUCUUUUGGUGACCACAUCUCACUGCUGCCCCAUCCUGAGCAGAAGGAUGUCCAGAAUGCCUAAAUCUUUCUUCUCCGUGCUCUUGCUGUUAAGCUCUGUGUCUCCCGCCCUAUCCUACGCUGUCGCAGUUGGUUUUUUAACCCAGGUGCAGAAUCCUACUUUUAUUUAUACCUGCGGAGUUUUGCUUGGGAGGGUGGGGCAUGCAUGCGAGUGUGUGUUGGUGUGUUCACUCAUGCUUUCUGCUACACCAAAGCCAAGUCCUGAGUCCCCACACAGAGAUCCCAAGGCUAGUAUUUCUUGGUAGCCCUAAUCUGACACUUCUUUCUCAUCUUCUAUUUAGCAAGAGAAGCAGAAAUCAGGUCUUAUGGCAAUGAUCCCUGAACAGCGGAGUGCAUAUCUCGCCCAACAGAUGAGUCAAUUUCAAGCCGUCCAAGAUCAAGUCACCUCCAAGUGUAGCCGGACCAAGGCAAGCUCCCCACCCAACCAACCCAUGAUGCCACCCGGAGCUGCGCUCCUCCAGAGCGCUCUGAGCCCAGGAAUGGUCCCGCCCGCCAGGCACCAGAGCCGGGAGGGCGUGGGCCUGCUGUCACCAAGUCCAGGCAAGCAGCACGGGACCUCCAGCUCCAGCCCCCCGUUUCCCACACCCUUGCGCUUGAGGCACAACCCCGCGGGCAGCCUCGGGUCCACCUGCCGGCGCACGCGGAUUCCCAAGGCCGCCCCCACGGGAGUGCCCCUGCCCGGCUUCUGUCCCAGCCCCCUGGGCAGCCAGCCCCUGAGUCCCCACCAGCUCAGACAGCCCUGCGUGCCAAGAGUGCCCACCGUGCUCCACAACGCUGCCUGGGUGGCAGCAGCAGCAGCAGCUGUGAGCACCGCGGUGUUGAGGGGGCCACCCCCGAGGCAAGCAGCCCAUGGCGUCCAGCAGCAUUUCCAUAGCAACUCCCUCUUUGCCAAGGCCCCCGUGAGGGUCCCCCAGGGAGCCCCAGUGUUUCCAUCACAACAGGCAGUUGUGUCCCCCAGUCAGGUGGCCCCGGGAGGCAGACCCAGCCAGAAGGUGGGCGCUGCCCCCGCCAACCCCAGCUUCAGCCUGCUGAGCCACCAGAGCCUCAGACAGAGCCCGCUGCGGGGUCCCGUGCCUGUGCUACACGCCACCAAGUCCCUCCAGCAACGCAUGGUCAGUUUCAGGCCCGUGAGUCCCAUCCAGGGCAUCGAGCCACCAAGCUAUGUGGCUGCCACCGCCGCCGCCGCCUCCACUGUCGCUGCCAGCCCGUCCCCUGGUCCCUUCAACAGCGUGGGGAGCCCCCCUGAGUUGCCACCCUAUGCCUUGUUGCCCCAGGCCUCACUGAACGAUCUCAUUUCACCCCCUGACUGCACUGAGGUGGAUUUCAUCGAAGCUCUCUUGAAAGGCCCCGGCGUGAGCCCAGAUGAAGACUGGGUGUGCAACCUGAGGCUGAUCGAUGACAUUCUAGAACAGCACGCUGCUGCCCAGACUGCCGCAGCCCAGAGUGCCGGCCACAUCCCUGAGCAGGCUGGCCACAUCCCCCAGAAUGUUGGCGAGCUUUAAAUGCCCAGAGAAACCUCCACGGGGCCAUCACUCCGGGGAGCGGUGUGAGUCCACAGCAAAUUCGCAGCUGGUCCCACGUAGCCACACGCUUGUUGCCUCAUUACGAUUUGAGGGGCGUCAGCCCACGCCCACCCCUCUCGCUACCUGUGACGAAAUGGAAAGCUGGUGAUUUUUCAAGCUACCUGUACAUAUCUGAACAUUUUGUAAAUGGUUUUCCUAAACAUUCACGACAGAAGUAUUUAUACUUCGUUUUGUGACUUUGUAAAUAAAGUGACGGCUUUCCUUUCAGUAGAGCUGUGUUCAUUAUGCAUUGUCUGUGUUUAUUCUACAUUGUUGCCAAUACGCAGACUGUGUCGCUCACUCCAGCCAUACCUUAUCAACCGGGUGGUGGAGUCACGUACGCUUUAGAUGCAGUGGUGGAUGUGAUCAAGAGGUGUUGUGCAAACUGACAAAUACCAAAUCGAAACUCACUUGGCCAUGUAUUUCCAUUUCCACUAAAACUUCUGUCGCCCUGUGUGGUUCUUAACCUCUUUCGCAAACCUUUCAGUCUCUGCUAGCUCCUUCCUGACAGAGCAUAUUACAGCACAAGCCGUUUGAUCGUUAAGUGCCCCUCAGAGGAAUUAUUUGCCCGGAGGCCGGAGAGUUCUGUAGAUUUGGGAGAAGCAAGGAGGUAAUGUGUGAGCUGGGCACUGUCUGAGGACCUUGAGUCUCCUCCCUUUAUCCCUCAGACGGUUGGCACUACUCCAGCAGCACCUUGCAGGGUGGAGGUGAGAUGUUCCCGGUUUAAAGCCUUUCGGUAUUUGUUUUGAUGUAAGGCUCUGUGGUCUGGGGGAAAAUGGGUCUGUAAACAUUAAUUGUUGAUUCGGGCUUUGUCUUUGAUGGUUUCUAUCUGCAAUUAUCGUCAUGUAUAUUUAAGUGUCUGUUAUAGAAAACCCACACCCACUGUCCUGUAAACUUUUCUCAGUGUCCAGACUCUGUGUAAUCACAUUUUAAUUGCCGCCUCGUAUUUCGCCUCUACAUUUGAAAUCUGGCGUCUGUUUCCAACCAGUGCGUUUUUUCUUCGUACUGUAAUAAACAACCAGG
Aethalodelphis obliquidens (Pacific white-sided dolphin) is the source of this 5617-nucleotide messenger RNA. Its product is annotated as leucine-rich repeat extensin-like protein 5. The record is from RefSeq and is a predicted model, not a curated record. Gene Ontology annotation, cellular component: nuclear body. The coding region runs from base 3338 to 4534 and encodes 398 amino acids. The transcript is spliced from 2 exons. Gene Ontology annotation, biological process: regulation of transcription by RNA polymerase II. NCBI's taxonomy places the organism in Eukaryota, Metazoa, Chordata, Mammalia, Artiodactyla, Delphinidae.